Molecule: messenger RNA, 1452 nt
Organism: Pedinophyceae sp. YPF-701
Lineage: Eukaryota; Viridiplantae; Chlorophyta; Pedinophyceae
Source: the annotation of a GenBank genome assembly
AUGGCUAGCAAGACCACCUCCGCGCCGGCGGAGAAAGGGCGCUUCGCGAAGGCCGCGGAUGCCGUGACCGAUGCCUCGAAAAAGGUCGGGUCGGGCGCCAAGACGGCGGCGAUCGCCGCCAGGAACGGCGCGGUGACGGGCGCCGGGUACGUCAGGGACAAGUCCGUCGCGGCCGGGGGAUUCGCGAAAGAGAAGUGGGACGGCCUCACGCCGGAGCAGCGCAAGGGGACGUCGAUCGCUGCGGGCGCCGUGCUGGGGCUGCUGGUGCUGAAGCGGCUCAUCUUCGGCGGCAAGAAGCGCAAGGAGAAGCGGAGCGAGGAGGAGUACCUGCGGAAGAUCAAGAACCAGCUCGGGGUGUCGCCGUCGUUCUCGCCCAUGCGGCCCACGCAGGGGAGCGCGCAGUCGACCCCGAUGACCAACUCGCGCACGCCGGCCGCCGCGUGGUCGCCCUCGGGCCCGAAGACCCCCCCGCCGUCGUCCCACCGCGACCACUCCGCGGGCAAGUCCUUGUUUGGCGCGCGCGCGGGGAAGAUCGCCGUGCUCGAGAAGGGCUCCGCGGUGACCACGACGGCGCCGAACGAGUUCAGCGUGGCCACGUACAACGUCCUGAGCGACUUCUACGGCACGAGCAAGCGCCACAGCUACGUGGCGCCCGAGUACAUGAAAUACGACUACCGCUUCGCGCUGAUGCGGAAGCAGAUCGAGACGAUGGACGCGGACAUCGUGUGCUUGCAAGAGAUCGACCCGAACAGCAAGUGGCUCGAGUGGCGGCGGUUCAUGCGCGCCCGCGGGUAUGACGGCACCCUCCAGGACAAGGACGCGUCGCGCUCCGUGAGCGUCGCGGUGGCGACGUUCUGGAAGGCCGACAAGUUCGAGUGCCUGCAGCAGGACCACAAGGCGCGCAGCCUCAUCCUGCACCUGCGCUGGCGGGAGCGCUCGAGCAAGUCGCUGUGGGUGGUGAACUGUCACCUCGAGGGGCACGUGUCGCGGCCGCACGAGCGCGUGCUGCAGGCGCGGUCGAUUCUCUCCGCGCUCGUCCGCGCGCACCAGGCCGCGCCGAAGGGCGCGGCCGCGCAGGCCGUCGUGUGGGCCGGGGACAUCAACGGCGCGCCCGACUCGGGCGUGAUCAAGCUGCUGGUCGAGGGCGCGCUCGACGCGAACUCCACGGAGCCCGGGUCGGACAUCAUCCUCUCCGAGCGCGCGCUCGUGCACCCGUACCGCUUCCGCGACGCGUACCACGAGGCGCUGGCAGCGCCGCCCUUCACGCGCAAAGUCCCGGGCAACGCGGCGGUGCUGGACUACGUCCUCGCGACGACGAACACGCUCGAGACGCUCGCGGUCGUGAAGCCGAUGACGGCGCGGGAGCGGCUGACGAUGCAGCGGGGGAACCUCCCGAGCAGAGACCACCCGAGCGACCACCUCCCCCUCGCGGCGGUGUUCCGCCAGAAGUGA